CCAUUAGCAUCAUAUCACUUAUAAAGUACUGAGCAGCAUCAGCUGGCUUAUUCUCUGCUGUACUUUGUGAAGUACAUAACCAAUCCAAAAUAUUCUCCUUCUUCUUCCUCCUAUAAGUCAAAUUUUCAGUUCUAGCUAAAGUACAUUAGUACUGAUUUGUGACCAUAUAAUUAAGUAGAACUUUUAGAGAGGAAAAAGAGAGAAAGAGAGAUGGGAAGGGCACCAUGCUGUGAUAAGAACCAGGUGAAGAAGGGGACAUGGACUCAUGCUGAGGAUUUGAAGCUCUCCUCUUUCGUUCUCACCCACGGCCAUGGUAACUGGCGUUCCCUUCCUCGCCGUGCCGGGCUGCAGAGAUGUGGAAAGAGUUGUCGUUUGAGGUGGAUUAAUUACCUAAGCCCUGAUGUCAAACGAGGCAACUUCUCACCUGAAGAAGACCAAUUGAUCAUCAACCUCCACAGCGCCCUGGGAAACAAGUGGUCAAAAAUUGCUGCUCACUUGCCCGGAAGAACUGAUAAUGAGAUCAAGAAUGUAUGGAACACACGUCUGAAGAAAAAGAAAUCGACGUUGCCGACUUCGCCUUCGACGGAUUCUUGCAUCUCCUAUGCAGAUCCCAAUAUGGAUGAGCACGACAAAGUUCGGGAUGUUGAACAAAAUAAAACCCUAGAUGGAUCAUCAAAGGGUGGACAAGAAUCAUCAGACAACUAUGUCAAUGUUGUUGAUUCACCAAGUACUAUUAUAAUUCCUGGUGAGCAGCCAUUGGAGAUGGAGUCAAAUGAAAUCGAUUCUAUCAAUUGGGACUUUUUAAGCAACAACAACAUCAACAUUAAUGUUGAUCUUCCUCCUGCUGGUGGAGAGUCAAACAUUGCUGUUGCUACAAGACCACAAUCACUAGAUGACCAAGUGUCCCAAUUGAAGUCAUUUUUUGUUGGAGAAUAUGAUAUCGAUCAUCAACUGAAGCAACAAGACAAUGUGGCAAUCGAUGAUUGGGUGAAAUACAUGGCACAUGAACUGGGAUUGGAGGAAGUUGAUCAAUCACAGCUCUACAACAACAGCUGCAAACCAGAGCAACAAUUAGAUGAGAUAACAAAGUUGAAGGAAGAAGAUAUUGAUGUGACUAAUUUUCCAAUGUGGGAUUUUGGUUUCUAAAGUCAAAUGCAAAGUGGGGGUAGUGUUUCUUUCUUUUCUUUUCUUUUUUUUUUGUGUAAUUCGGGAAGAUGAUGGGUAUAAGUGGAGAUUACCAAACUUAGAAGUUUUAUUUUUUUUCACAAAUUUGUUAGUCAUCCAAUAGGGUAAAAUGGAUACAAUAGCAUAUAGGGGAAGUCGGCAUUAGUUUAGUUUAGUGCUGUUGACAUUCGUGGUAUCUCUCGCCCUUAGAAAACUUGUAUGUUGUACCCUUUACACCAACAACUUGUGGAGGAAAAAAAUACAGUACUAGGUUAUGCUGGA
Molecule: messenger RNA, 1446 nt
Organism: Oldenlandia corymbosa var. corymbosa
Lineage: Eukaryota; Viridiplantae; Streptophyta; Magnoliopsida; Gentianales; Rubiaceae
Source: the annotation of a GenBank genome assembly